CAUGCAGGGCUGCUAGUAAAACCCACACUGACAUCUGCUGGUCACCUUUAGGUAAAACUAGGGUCUGUUUACACGUUACGUUUCUCUAGAUAAAAAAUAAAAAGUAGAUUUCAUGGACUAUUUGGUUUAAAUUUGACAGCUCACGGACAAGCACAAGCAUAAGCAGUGGUUUCCAAAAACGGCAAUGUAAAAACACAUUUCCUUAAGUGAAAGUUUGGCUGAGAGUCAAUGCCAAACUGGAACACCUGUUUAUGACAGUCAGAGGCUGCAGCAACCAAAGCAAAGGCAACAGACAGCAGGGACAUAACAGAGUAGUUAUACACCCUAUAAACUUAGAAAUGACAGAUAUUAAACCAAUCUCUGAGGUUAGAUGUGAAGACUCUGAGCAGAGAAACAUCAGCGCCACAAACCCAGUAGAGGAGGAAGAGUCCACAUGUGCGACAAAGGAUUCAAAGAGGACGUGGGCGAUCCCGUCUCUCCAGGAGCUGGAGGAACUUUUACAUUCUGCUCCACGCUCCUGUCGCCACGGAGAUGAGGUGUGGCCAGACCUGUAUCUGGGGGACAUGUUUAUGUCUCAUGACAAGCUUGGGCUCUGGCAGCUGGGCAUCACUCAUGUGCUGAACGCAGCACAUGGGAAACUGUGCUGUAAGGGCAGUGAUGAUUUUUAUGGAACCACAGUGAAAUACUACGGCGUCCCAGCCAACGACCUGCCAACAUUUGACCUUUCACCUUAUUUCUACCCUGCUGCUGAGUUCAUCCACCUGGCUUUGGCAUCAGGAGGAAAGGUGUUUGUGCACUGUGCUGUGGGUGUGAGUCGCUCAGCUGCGUUGGUCCUAGUCUACUUGAUGAUUCAUCACCACCUAAGUCUUCUGUCCUCUAUACGCUGUGUGCAACAAAAACGCUGGAUUUUCCCAAACAGAGGCUUCCUCCGACAGCUUAUAGCCCUGGACCGAAAACUGAAGGAUGAAGGGUUGAAUGAGCCAAAAUAAAACAAAGAAGGGAGCAACCCUACGUAGUAAAUCAAUAGGAUUGUCGUCCCUUA
Sander lucioperca (pikeperch) is the source of this 1042-nucleotide messenger RNA. RefSeq names its product dual specificity protein phosphatase 13-like. Gene Ontology annotation, molecular function: MAP kinase phosphatase activity; protein tyrosine/serine/threonine phosphatase activity. Lineage: Eukaryota; Metazoa; Chordata; Actinopteri; Perciformes; Percidae. The record is from RefSeq and is a predicted model, not a curated record. Bases 252 to 989 code for a protein of 245 amino acids. The transcript is spliced from 3 exons. Gene Ontology annotation, cellular component: cytoplasm. Gene Ontology annotation, biological process: negative regulation of MAPK cascade; protein dephosphorylation.